Paraglomus occultum is the source of this 213-nucleotide messenger RNA. The record is from the annotation of a GenBank genome assembly. Lineage: Eukaryota; Fungi; Glomeromycota; Glomeromycetes; Paraglomerales; Paraglomeraceae.
AUGACACAAAAUAAAGGCUUCCAAAAAUAUCUCCAAGAAAUUGAAAGUUCUGAUUAUGACGGCCCUGAUAUUUCCCAAGCACUACCCGCUAAUGCUUCGCCAAUUGAUAAGGCCAAAUAUAAGAAGUAUCUAUUACCGAAAAAAAAGACACGAUACAUGCCCGAACUGUUUAAGUUUGUUGAGGAAAAGGAAGCCGAUAAAGAGCGACGGUGA